Messenger RNA from Sparassis crispa, 249 nucleotides. RefSeq lists its product as hypothetical. NCBI's taxonomy places the organism in Eukaryota, Fungi, Basidiomycota, Agaricomycetes, Polyporales, Sparassidaceae. The transcript is spliced from 2 exons. Bases 1 to 249 code for a protein of 82 amino acids. The record is from RefSeq and is a predicted model, not a curated record.
AUGCGCGCCGUCUUUCCAAAACCUCCGUCCGAGCGCGAUAAAACUCCCCGUCCUCACUCUCCGACUCGCCCCGCUGACCCUCCCUCCCCAGUCCCCGAUCCAUCCCCCGUCCCCCCAUCCUCCACCGCCAUCCGUGACCCUCCCCAUAGAGCCCCAGACACCGGUGCCUCCCCGAUCGCUCCUUGUAAUUUUUCCUCCUCCACCGCUCGCUCUCAACGUGCUGACCCUCCGUUUUUUUCCUCUCCCUGA